Molecule: messenger RNA, 861 nt
Organism: Diabrotica balteata
Lineage: Eukaryota; Metazoa; Arthropoda; Insecta; Coleoptera; Chrysomelidae
Source: the annotation of a GenBank genome assembly
AUGCCCGAACUGCAGGCACCUAGAGCACCGCUGGGUAUGCAGUUUCUCUCGUAUCUUGCACGAGUUUCAGCCGAUAGCCCUAUUUUGGCGAUCACUCAAUACAGCACCGAAGAAUAUAUCGACGGUUCACUAGUUUUCGUAUGUUUUAGCUUGGUAGAAGACUUAUUUCCUUGUAUAUUCUUCAUAGGUUCCGUUGUCGUCUUCUUCGUCUUCCCUUUGGGCAUAUUAAUUUGUGUAUACGCCCUCAUAGCCACAUCGUUGAUGUCACAACCUUUGGCGAUGAUAGCAUCCAGAAAUUUGACAUCUCCAGCCCAAAACGUCAUUAAAUACAGAAAGCAAGUGAUUUUGAUGCUUGGUACUGUAGUUUUGGCAUUUUUUAUUUGUUUGUUGCCGUUUAGAGCUCUUACUUUGUGGAUAAUCAUCGCUCCGGCAGGUUCAAGUUUCGAACUAGGCUUCGAAAGAUACUAUAAUAUCCUGUAUUUUUCCAGAAUUAUGUUCCAUAUUAACUCAGCGGUUAAUCCGAUAUUGUACAAUAUCAUGAGUUCUAAAUUUCGUGGAGGUUUUUUUAAGUUAUGCGGCGCCAAGAGUCUAAGGAAACGGUACCUGAAGAAACCAGAAAUGACUAGGAAAAGUACAAGCUCUUCAACGCACACCUCCUCUCAGCAGACAUCAGAAACUUUCCUCAAAAGUAGCAGGACCUAUUCGAGGCAGUCCAGUAGUCUCAAAGAGGUUAAGGAAGAGGACGAAACGUCGAAAGUUCAUGGGAGGAAUUUGGUCAAAAACGUGUACGUGAGAGCUCCGAUUGAGAUCGUGGCUGGUAUUAAUGGAGAAAAACUACCUAGUGGGGAAAUAUACGUUUGA